Ostertagia ostertagi is the source of this 681-nucleotide messenger RNA. The record is from the annotation of a GenBank genome assembly. Lineage: Eukaryota; Metazoa; Nematoda; Chromadorea; Rhabditida; Trichostrongylidae.
AUGGUCGAAACCAUACGAGUUUGUGAGAUCGAAGUGCUUAUGACUGAUAUCCAAGCGUUUUCGUCACUAACCAUGCGACCAAAGAAAACGCGCACUCCAUUAUUUCACUUCAAUCCUCUGGAUGAACUAUCAAAUACCGAAGAUUUCCUCGAUUUUGAUGAGAACACAUCGUCAAAGGACGAAAACGAAGACUUCAGCAUUGAGGACCUGUUCAACGAUUUGAAAAUGCACGAAGAAGCGUUCCCGACCGCAAAAAGUAUUUCUUCUCUUCCGUCAACAAUUCGACGUAAGCAGAUCGUUAUCAAAGAGCCGGACGAUUCCAGCAAAAUCUAUUUCGACUACAGAUCUAAGAAACGGAAACCACUGCCAUUCAGAAGCGGCAGCUGUACACCAAGAUCCAUAUUGAAAAAGGAACCAUCUCUAUGCCAUACUCAUCUUUACGAAGAGGUUGAAGGCGAUCAUCUUUCACCACUACCGGACGAUCCGCCAUCUCGACCACAGAUUCAACCAAUGCGGCUUUUCCCACCAUGUAAUGAGUUUCAGCCAAGGCGGAUCAGCAGGCUUCCGCCGGUGAAACGACGACAAAAGCUGCCAAGUCUUCACCACACAGACAGUCGAUCUUGCCUACUGUCCUGGCCAAGUCGUCUACGACAGAAAAUUUUCCACGAAGAUGACCGUUGA